AUGUUUCCUUCAACAUCCGUACCCCAAUGGAUCUACGAGGUGUUCAUCAAUUUCCGAGGAAAAGACACUCGUAGCUAUUUCGUUUCUCAUCUCUAUGCUGCACUCUCAAAUGCUGGAAUUAACACUUUUCUUGACGAUCAGAAUCUUGAAAAAGGAAAGGAACUUGGACCAGAAUUAUUUCGAGCAAUUCGAGGCUCUCAGAUAUUCAUCGUUGUGUUCUCAGAAGACUACGUUCACUCAAGUUGGUGUCUUGAUGAACUCGAACAAAUCAUGAAAUUCCGCAGAGAUAGGGAUCGACUUAUUAUGCCUGUAUUUUACGGUGGUAUUACCCCUUCGUAUAUACGUGGCUAUGCUAUGGAUACUUUUGGAGAAGCUGUCAAUACAAGUAGCAGAACAAAUAAUUUGGAAAAUCCACGAAAGAAAGCACCCAUCGGUGCUUCAAAUUUGAGUGGUGCGAAGGAAAAUCCACGAAAGAAAGAACCCGUUGGUGCUUCAAAUUUGAGUAGUGUGAAGGAAAAUCCACGAAAGGAAGCACUCAUUGAUGCUUCGAAUUUGUCUGGUUGGGAUAUGAGUAAUUACUGGUAA
This is a messenger RNA of Vicia villosa (hairy vetch), 585 nucleotides long. Its product is annotated as toll/interleukin-1 receptor-like protein. NCBI's taxonomy places the organism in Eukaryota, Viridiplantae, Streptophyta, Magnoliopsida, Fabales, Fabaceae. Gene Ontology annotation, biological process: signal transduction. The record is from RefSeq and is a predicted model, not a curated record. The coding region runs from base 1 to 585 and encodes 194 amino acids. The transcript has a single exon.